AUGCGACUCCUCGUUGUCUUCAUCAUCGGAUACGUUUUAGCCAAGAAGUCACAGCUCGUGUGUACGUCUGCCACCGAUAUAAAAGACUGUAUUUUCAAAAAUGAAGAUCGAAUAAUGGAGUUAACAAAGAAAAAUGACCUUGUUUGGGAUAAAGCAGUGCAAAUCAUGCUCACCGUAGAGUCCCUGCAGAAGAAUAUUACAAGCAAGGAGGAUCUUGCCAAGGCUAUACAGAAGUUUUCAUUCAGCGACGGGAUUAUCUUCGAACAGAAUGAGAUCAAGGCCCGCGUAAAGAAUCAGGAAGACCUAUUGUUGAGCAUGGAAAAACAGGCUCAGGAAACUCAGGCUGGCCUGGCUCACUUAGCUUUGAAAAAUGAAGCAAUGGAAAGAACGCUAGAAUCUGCACACGAUCAAUCCGAAACUAAACUUGGAGAAUAUCUGCAAAAGCUGGAAAAGAAGUCGCGUAAGCUUCAUGAAAAACACAGUACUCUUCUUUCAAGUACCGUGAAUGCUGCAAACUCCAAAAUCGAAAAUGCAAUAGCGAGAAUUAAUGAAACAGAAACCAGAAUACGAAUGGUAAAUCGUCAGACAACUAUGCUCGAAGAUGCGAUCAAUGCUGAGAAAAAACGACAUCAUGAGGAAAUACAGAGAUUACAGGCUUCUAUCGUCGACAAUGAAAGACUUGCAAGCGUUCAGGAAAAUGUCAACUUGCUUCAGAAAGAUCUUAGCAAUCUGCGAAAGGAGCUCGAUGGAAGUCUGGAUAAAGAAACUCCUCCGAGCUUACAAAAACUCGAAUACCGCGUCGCAACAAUGACGGGACAAUUGAACCGCGAAAGGACCGAGGCCGAACACAAAGUGAAAUCGCUGACAAGUUGGAUCAAAAAGAUUUUCGCCGGCGUCAAAAAGGACUUUGAAGGACAUUCAGCGAUUCUCAGCAACAUUACUGCGCAACAAGAAAAGAUCGACGAAGAUAUGAAUUCUUUGAAGAUCGCCAUCGAGAAAACAUUAGACGAUUCAAAUGACCUCAGGAGGAAGCUCGUUCAAAAUGAUAAAGACCGGGACUUGCGGCUUGCCAAACUAGAACUAACCGUGAAAAACAAAGAUGACAUCGCCGAUCUGUCGGAACGUAUCUACAAAAUGGAAAUUUUGGAGAAGAAACUUCGAAACCAUCCCGAGCUCAAAGAACUAAUUGGAGGCUAA
Molecule: messenger RNA, 1197 nt
Organism: Oikopleura dioica
Lineage: Eukaryota; Metazoa; Chordata; Appendicularia; Copelata; Oikopleuridae
Source: the annotation of a GenBank genome assembly